AUGCAAAACAAUGCAGGGAGAGGUAUGAAGAAUUUUCUUUCGUUCGUGUCUGUAUUAUGUGUGAAUUUGACAGGUCAUCCCCUUUUUAUAACCACGUUAAAAGAUGGUGUGGUCACCUUAUGCCAGGAGUUAAUCUGAGUCGAUUUACACCGGAGGAGGACAAUUUGAUAACCUCCUUGGCCCUUUCUGGAGGCAUCGGAUGGACAGCCAUUGCGGAGAGAGUGGGAAACGGACGCACUGUUAAUUCAAUUAAAAACAAUUGGAAUCAACGCUUAAGUAAGAUGUUGAAAUAUAAUCGGAAUGGACAUGUGGAAAUUCAGUAUCCUGAGGCUGCACAGCAACAGCCCUCAGUUGUUGUUCAAGCGAACGAUCAUGCUAAUGAAGGUACUGAGUAUUCUUCAAGUGUCGAUCGGAGAAAUAUACCUGAUAUUGAGUGUGCACGGGGCCUAUUGCUUCUAGUUACCACUGGUGUGAAAGAAA
Molecule: messenger RNA, 480 nt
Organism: Acaulospora morrowiae
Lineage: Eukaryota; Fungi; Glomeromycota; Glomeromycetes; Diversisporales; Acaulosporaceae
Source: the annotation of a GenBank genome assembly